Molecule: messenger RNA, 1530 nt
Organism: Alternaria alternata
Lineage: Eukaryota; Fungi; Ascomycota; Dothideomycetes; Pleosporales; Pleosporaceae
Product: SET domain-containing protein
Exons: 6
Coding region: 1-1530 (509 amino acids)
Cellular component (GO): nucleus
Molecular function (GO): zinc ion binding; protein binding; histone methyltransferase activity
Source: RefSeq, a predicted model, not a curated record
AUGGUCGUAAUUCCAACAAACGGACACGCGAGGCGCCGUGUUCGCGUAGACCGCGUGCACUCUGUGGUCGCGAAUUGCUCUGAAAACGGCGAUGAGCAAUACCUAGUACGAUGGAAAUCGGAAACAUCGACUACGAAGCCACCUUUCAGCUGGCAUUCGGUGAAGGAGCUAGUGCGCUGCUUAGAACACAUUCAAGAUUACCUGGAAGAGAGGGAAAAGAAUACGACAUUGAUUCAGCAGACAAAAACAUCCAGAAAAAGGAAGAGCCCUAACGAGGAAUCGGAACAUGACCGUCGCUCAUCACCUUUUGACCGACGACUUCAAGAACGCCGGACGCCGUCAGCGUCUCGGUCACCAUCUUUACCUUGUGUCGAUACAUCUACAUCUCCAACCAUAGACGUCUACAACGGUGUUCUAGAUGCCGAUGAAUAUGGCCACAUCUUUUGUCGUAAAGCAUCAGGUCAAGGUAUACCGGAACUUGAGAUCCGUGAUAUCCCCACACUGGAGAUGAACCGGUCUGCACAUCAUGCCAGUGUGGACAAAGCACAAACCUUGAUCCGCAACGAGUAUGUACGUAGACUGGAGAAACUACCGGGCAAACGCAUCCACUUGUUCAAUGUGGUUGACAAAGCCACUCCAUCCUUGCGAUUUCGAUACAUUUCCGAUUACGUGCUGCAACAAGGCGUCUACCGCGCAUCUACUGAAACGCAACAAGGCUGCAUGCAAUGCUCACCACACAUGGGCCGCGAAAUUGGAUGCGAGUACACAAAGAAAUGCGACUGUCUCGAGUAUGCUGCAGUCGAUGAGAGCCGCCUUGACGAUGAAGGCAAGCGGGAAUAUCAAGAAGCUCUCGACACUGGAGCGUCUACCAUGGGGUUCCCCAAGAAGUUUCCAUACUUUGCUGAAGGCACUAAACGAGAGAAGACCGGCUGUCUCGUGCCCUUUUACCUGAACUCCCGUCGACCAAUCUACGAGUGCAACGAAAAAUGCAGAUGUGGUCCCUACUGCCGUAACAAGAACGUGCAAUUCGGUCGUCAAGUGGAAGUCGAGAUCUUCAGAGCGAAUGACGGGCGUGGCUGGGGACUACGCUGCAAAGAAGAUCUUCACGAAGGCCAAUUCAUCGAUACCUACCGCGGAGAAGUCAUCACCGACGCCGAAGCUACACGUCGUGAGACUUCUUCCUCAAAAGCAAAAAUGUCCUAUCUGUACUCUCUCGACAAAUUUGCUGAGUCAGAGGGCCUGGACGAAAAAGAUCUCUACGUCGUAGACGGCGAAUUCAUGGGUGGACCAACCAAGUUCAUCAACCACUCAUGUGAUCCCAACUGCCGGCAGUAUACCGUCUCGUACAACAAGCAUGAUCCGAGGGUUUACGAUAUUGCGUUCUUUGCCCGUAGGUUCAUUCCCAAGGGCGAGGAACUGACGUUUGACUAUCUGGACAAGGAAGAGGGGGACGAGAUGGAUGAGCCGGGUGAGGGUGCGAUACCUUGUCUCUGUGGUGCGAAGAACUGUCGUAAGUGGCUGUGGACUUGA